Grosmannia clavigera kw1407 is the source of this 588-nucleotide messenger RNA. RefSeq lists its product as uncharacterized. The record is from RefSeq and is a predicted model, not a curated record. NCBI's taxonomy places the organism in Eukaryota, Fungi, Ascomycota, Sordariomycetes, Ophiostomatales, Ophiostomataceae. The transcript is spliced from 2 exons. The coding region runs from base 1 to 588 and encodes 195 amino acids.
AUGGCUACCAACAUCCUGUCUGCCUCCUGUCGCCAGAGCCUGCUCGGCCGGACAGCCCGACUCGGCCAGCAGACCCGACAGCUUCAACUCGUGCCCGGCACCGCUUAUCGUCGAAUGGCCUCGGAAGCAACCCCGGCUUUUCGUGCAUCAAAAUCGGCCUCGUCGUCGGCACGGAACCGGCACUUUUACGCCAUGGCUGCCGCCUUCCCGCUGGCAAUCUUCUCCCUGGAUAGCCGUCCAGCCGGGCUCUCUCUCGUCCCCGAAGCAUCCCAAGAAGCGCAGCGUCCCUCGCCCGGAUACCAUCUGCCGCUGAAUGCGCAACUCGCCACCCAGAUCUCCAAAGGCAGCCUCUCCGGCUUUCUGGCCGGCCUCCUGGUCAGCAUCUUCUCUCGGAGUCUUGUGCUCCUCUUGGGUGUCGCCAUCAGCUUGCAGAGCGUGGCUGCAAAGCUCGGCGUUGACCUUGUCCACACGCUGAAGCUCAAGGAGCGCGCAAACUCUUCCAAGAUCCUGACUGCUCUCUCCAGAAACACGGCCUUUAAGCUCUCGUUUGGCAUUGCCUUUACGUUGGCAGCUUUCGCACACUUCUAG